This is a messenger RNA of Saccostrea cuccullata (small rock oyster), 1569 nucleotides long. RefSeq lists its product as uncharacterized. The record is from RefSeq and is a predicted model, not a curated record. Gene Ontology annotation, molecular function: catalytic activity. Bases 1 to 1569 code for a protein of 522 amino acids. The transcript has a single exon. Lineage: Eukaryota; Metazoa; Mollusca; Bivalvia; Ostreida; Ostreidae.
AUGAAAAUUGGAACCUUAAAUGUACAGAACAUCAAAGGCAACUCAGUCUACAUCAACGAGAUACUGAAAGAAAUAGACAUUUUGCUAAUCCAAGAGCACUGGAUGUUCAAGUUUGAAGAGAGGGAAAUAGGAAACAUACUGCAUGACCAUGAUUUUUAUGCUAGGUAUGUUGAUGAAGAUACACCCAUUAGCCAAAAAGAACGAAUCAGAGGAUAUGGAGGCGUAGCUACUAUCUGGCCAAAGAACAUCCCGAGCCACAUUAAACCACUCCUUGAAGGUAACAACCACAUUGCUAUUAUCGAGUUGUAUGCAAAGCCAAGACCACUCUGCAUAAUCAAUGUCUAUAUGCCAUGUAGAGGUGGAAAACAUACAAGUGCAGAAUACAGAGACUCCUUAGAUGUAGUUAGAGAAGCUAUAACAAAAUACAGGAGAACCUACACUAUCCUAUUGGGCGGUGACCUAAACGCUUCUUUACAUAGACCAAACCCUAAUAAUUUGGACAAUCUACUGAGGGAAUUCUGCAACGAACUCAGCAUCAUCACUCCCGAGUAUUACCCUGAAGAACCAACUUUCUUUCACCAUGAUAACAAAAGCACGUCACAGAUUGACUACCUUCUCAAGCUACAAGACCAAAAUGACGAUGGUAUACAGCAGGUCAGUAUACGAGGUCAGCAAAGUACCAACACAUCCGAUCAUGUCCUUACCACUGGGAAAAUGUACAUAAAACCACACAAGAAGGCAAAGACCGAACCACCUACAACAACUGAAUACCAUAAACCAAAGUGGAUUAAAUGUGAUGAUUCCAGAUACCAAUCCUCUAUUGAUGAAUAUUUAAACGAAGAACCCAAAUGCCAGAAUGACAACACCAAUAUUCAGCUAAUAUUGGAUAUUGUACACCUCAGCAAUACUCUACACACUGCGGCUGAAACUGCAAUUCCAAAGCAUAAAGCCAACGGUAAGAGAACUCAAAAGAAGAAAGGACGAACACCCUGGAAUGAAAAUAUUGGACAAGCUUCUAGGAUAGCCAAGAAAGCACACUAUGACUGGGUUAUGGAAGGAUCUCCAAAAGGACAAAACUGUAUGCUAUUCAACAACAUGAAGGCAACAAAGAAAACGCUGAGACAGAAACAGCGACAAGCCCAAGCUCGCAUACGUGAAAAGAAGUACAGCGAUAUAAUAAAAUCCGCAGAUCUCAACCAAAAACUGUUUUUCAAGUUGGUACGAGAACAACGUACCUCACACUGCGCAGAAACUGACACCUUAUACCUAGACGGACACGAACUACAAGGAGAUGAACUAAUUUUAAAAGGCUGGAACACACACUUCAAUAGCCUUGGAACUCCUGAUGCCAACCAGGUAAAUGAAGAAGAAUGUUUACUCAUCAAAGAAAUCCUGGAAGACCCUGAAAAGAGAAGUGAGAUCCCAGAUAUCACACAAAUGCAAGUGGAGAAUGCCAUCAGUAAACUUGCUAACAACAAAGCACCUGACCAUCUAGGGCUUACAGCUGAACACUUAAAAAAGGGUGGAGCUACUAUAGUAAAUUCUAAUGAAUUUUUAAAUAGAUUUUAA